AAGGACUGACUUGGAGAAAUUGUAUGGAUGGAAUGUGAGGCUAUAGAGGUCCAAAUGCAUCUCUUCUGGCUAUUAUAAAGCUGUGUUUGUUUAGUCAUUGGGGAACAAAUGACCUGGAGAAAGGAAGAGGUGAAAGACAAGCUGCAGCAUGAUUCUUUAAAAGGAAAUUCCAUCAUUGGUACUGAUGUUUUACAUUAUUGGUAGUAUCACAGGUUUGAUGUGUGUGCUGUGGAUCACCAUUAAGUUUUUGUGUGAGCUCAGCUCCCGAGUUUUCACCUUCUGGAACCAUGAAGGACGUGCCCGUGGGGCAGAAAGAAAUAUCUAUAACUAUGUGCGGGGAAAGUAUCUGGAUCCACAUUCCUGCCAUGUGUCUUGGGACUGGAAGGAACCCUGUGAAGUGGGACAAUCCAUGUGCUUCAGGGUACAUUUAUUUUACAGGAAUGGUGACCCAUUUCCUCUGACUGCUUCUGUUACACCAAAGAUACGAAUUUCUCACACUGAACUUGAUCUGGAAGUUCCCAUCACUCUGGAGGUUCUUCAAGAUUCUACAAGGAAUGUGAUGAAAGUGGCAUUCACUGUUAGAAAAUCUGGUAGAUAUCAGAUCAACAUUAGUAUUGGAGGCCUCAAUAUUGGACAUAGCCCUUACUACAAGAUCUUCAGCCCAGGUGCUGUAGUUCCAUCCAAAACACAGAUUGUGUCCCAUUUUUCCACACUUGUCCUAAAGUGUGGAGAGCAGCACACACUGCAAGUAGUUCCACGUGACCAGUAUGGUAACCACACAAGCGACAGCCUGAAAGAUCUUGAAAGCUACAUACUGACCCUAAGUGAGCUUGGUGUAGUAGGUGUGGCUGAUGGUUGUUUACAAGUAUCUGUGUGCAGUGGGAGCCAGAACCGUGUCCUUUUACACCUUGCUCUACUCCAGACUGGAUGCUUUCAAGCAACACUGCGUUUCCAGGGGCUGCCAAUCAAUAAUGGGAAUUUCCAAAUCAUAGUGUUGACUGAUGGUGAGAAGACUAUUGUCGAUAACAAUGUAUCACGCUCUGGUGUUGGGGUUUUCUUUGAGGGUUAUCUUUAUCCUCCAUCAAGCUCUCCUAACAUUCCUGGACAGCAUAGAUCCUCUUCUACCAGCAAUGAUGAAGAGUCAAAUGCUGAUGGGCACACUGUUGAUAGAUUGAAAAAACCUAAGAAGGUGUAUUUCUAUAUCACUCCGAAGCAACUGUCGGUGAAAGAAUUUUAUCUGCGGAUUAUUCCUUGGCGUCUCUUCACCUUUAGAGUUUGUCCGGGGACCAAGUUUCUAUAUUUACCCCCAGACCCCUUGCACGGUCUGCUGUCCUUGCAAGUGGAUGAUGGGCUGCAACCUCCUAUAGAAAUCAGUUGCAAGGAUCGAAACAUCAUGGCUGCCACAUUUACUCGUUUUUUGCACCUUAAUAUUGGUGGAUCAGAGACAUUUCAAGAUAAAGUUACUUUCUUCCAAAAGGAAUUGCGACAGAUUCACUGCAAGAAAACAAGAUGCAAAGUUACACUUAAGGUUAACAGACAUUCACUACUGGAAAGUUCUCUUCGAGCAACACGUAACUUCUCAGCCUCUGACUGGUGCAAGAAUUUUGAAGUGGUUUUUCAGGAUGAAGAAGCUCUUGAUUGGGGGGGACCACGCAGAGAAUGGUUUGAGCUGAUCUGCAAAACCUUAUUUGAUACAAACAAUCAACUCUUCAUUCGUUUCAGUGAUAGUAAUCAGGGCCUGGUGCACCCCAAUCCAUGUCGACCUCCAAACAUACGAGUUAAACUUUAUGAGUUUGCUGGCCGUGUGGUGGGAAAGUGUUUGUUUGAGUCAUCUCUGGGUGGUGGAUGUGAGCAGCUGGUGAGAGCUAGAUUCACACGCUCCUUUCUGGCACAGAUUAUCGGACUUCGUAUGCACUACAAGUACUUUGAGACAGAUGAUCCAGACUUUUUCCAGACAAAGGUUCAGUACAUUCUCACCAAUGAUGUUAUAGACACAGAACUAUCUUUUGCAGAAGAGAAGUAUGGGCGAGCAGGACAGCUGGAGAAAGUGGUGGAGCUUAUACCAGGCGGCUCUCAAAUCCUUGUGACCAAUGAGAACAAAGUUUACUACCUAAAUUUAUUGGCUAAUCACCGUCUGUCAAACCAAGUUCGAGAGGAGGUAGACCAUUUUCUCAAAGGGCUGAAUGAAUUAGUCCCAGAUAACCUGCUUGGUAUUUUUGAUGAAAAUGAAUUAGAGCUACUCAUGUGUGGCACAGGUCACAUUGCAGUUCAGGACUUUCAAGCCCAUGCUGUGGUCAUUGGUGGCUCAUGGCAUUUUCGGGAAAAGGUAAUGAGCUGGUUCUGGGCUGUUGUGAGCAGCCUCACACAAGAGGAGCUAGCCCGUCUUCUGCAGUUUACUACUGGAUCUUCACAGCUGCCACCGGGUGGGUUUGCUGCUUUAUCCCCCAGCUUUCAAAUCAUUGGGUCUCCUACUCAUGGCACCUUACCCACUGCCCAUACUUGUUUUAACCAGCUCUGCCUUCCCACCUAUGAUUCUUAUGAAGAAAUGCACAAGAUGCUGAAACUCGCCAUUAGUGAAGGCUGCGAGGGCUUUGGAAUGCUGUAAAGCAGAACAAGGCAUAUGUUGGGUUAUUCUCCAUGAGCCAUAAAAAUUACUUUGACCUAACCUAUUCUGGGGUGAAUAAAAAGAAGCACAAAGCAUUGUCUGGCCUAAAGCACUGGUAUUGCUGUGCCAUGCCUUUUUGGAUGCAUCAAAAAUGUCUACAGUAUGACUGGUCACAUUACUAGGCCUCUGGCUCUUAAACUAUAAUGUACCAUGGAUCUUUAAAGGACAGGGCUCUCUUUUCAAGUUUUCUCAAAAGAAUGUUUUGGAAUCCAUUACAAAGUCCCACUCACUGUUCUGUAUGAUUCAUGUGCACAGUAUCAAUAUAAAAAUCAACAGCAUUUGCAGAAUACAAUGUGAACUAAACCUGGCUGCAAAAAGCAGACAAUGUUGUCAUCUUUUUUUUUUAACAAAGAGACAGUGACAGGGGAAUCUUAAAGACAAAGUUUUAUUUGCUUCCAGAGAAACAGAAUUCCUUUGCAAAAUGUUAGCAAACAUGAAAAGGAUGGAAGUUUUUUUUUUAUUAAAAAACAAAAAAGCAAGGGGGAGCUCUCAUUCAUUCUUUAUUAUUGUAAAAUCAGUAUGGUUAUAACUGCACAGCAGUCAGAACAGAAGAAGAAAGUCUUGUAUCAAUGUUAAUUGAGGUUUGUGUGUGUCUAUAGGAUUAGCAGAAGUAUGGUCGGUGUCAAGUCCCCAAUCAAACAGCAGCAAUAUGAACAGGGAUAAGCCAGCAGAAAAGAUCCUUGUUAUUUUCAUCCUGAAGUUGCCACUUUACUACAAGCUUGAUCUGUAAAGAAAAUGUAUAUCUGAAAUUGUCAGUGGGAAAAGGAAACCAUUUCUAAUUUAGAGUUCCAUUAAUCACCAUAGAUGGUGUAAUUAUGUACUAUCUGUGUGGUGGACAAGUAUUUACAUCAAAUGUCAUACAUAUGAAUGGAGCUCAUGUCACCAGCGUAAGUAUUUAAAGCGCCUAGUAAAAAAAAAAAAAAAAAAUGUAUAUAAAUAUGUUCAUGUUGGCACUUACACAAGGAUACUCGCUCUUGAUAGGCAACUUGGUGACGUAGGUAUAAGUCUGCCCACUGUUGAUCGGGCAGGAUAUACCACUUUUACAGCCAUCUGGUUCUGAGAUCGGGAAGGGGACAGCAAUACCCGCUAUGAUUCCAUGUACUACAGCAGAAGCACUCUUACUGUUUACAUCUGCAGGGAUUAAUAAUCAAAGAAAAAUAAAUCAUGAUGUGGGGGAAAAAAGGAUGAAGUGCAAGCGACUUAAUGGAAGAAAACACCUGCAAAAUGAGCACAUCUGUCUGUUAUAACCGGAUGAUUGGCCUUGAGCCUUCAGGCCAACAAUUCAGUCACGCAAUGGGGAAAUUCAAUGUGGUCUUUAUUUAUGGGGUUAUUUACUAUUUUUGUUCUUUUAAAUUUAGAGGAAAACUAUACCCCCUGAAUAAAUACAUAACUAAGAAUUUUUUAUCCUAAAAGGUGACCUAUUAAAGAAUGUUUUCAAA
Xenopus tropicalis (tropical clawed frog) is the source of this 4104-nucleotide messenger RNA. RefSeq names its product apoptosis resistant E3 ubiquitin protein ligase 1 (gene arel1). Gene Ontology annotation, molecular function: ubiquitin-protein transferase activity; ubiquitin protein ligase activity. Lineage: Eukaryota; Metazoa; Chordata; Amphibia; Anura; Pipidae. The coding region runs from base 185 to 2605 and encodes 806 amino acids. The transcript has 19 exons. The record is from RefSeq and is a predicted model, not a curated record.